AUGGGUUGCUCCAUUGAUCAGUUCACUAGAUUGAAGCCUUCGGCUUUCGUAGGAAGUGUAGAUCCAGUUCGUGCUAAGAAUUGGAUCCAGAAGAUCAAGAAGGUCCUGGAUGUCUUGAACUGCACAGAGAAUCAGAAGGUCACCUUCUCCACGUUCAAGUUGGCAAGGGAGGCUAAGAAAUGGUGGGUGUCUGUGAAGAAGAUGGAGGAACUCCGACUGAUACUGGUAGCAUUAACGUGGGCCCGAUUCAAAGAGUUAUUCUUUGAACAGUAUUUUCCGGCCACGGUCAGAAACGCAAACAUGGAGGAAUUCAUGAAUUUGACUCAGGAAUCGUUGACAGUGCAGCAGUACGCUGCCAAAUUCCAGGAGCUGUCUGGAUUCGCUCCAUUCGUGUUAUCGGAUGAAGUGAAGAAGGCCUGGAAGUUUCAGAGGGGUCUAAGGAAGGAGAUUCGUAGGCAGAUGACGAUUCUACAGUUGCAGGACUUCGCUAUGUUGGUUGAUAAAGCCACGGUGGCAGAGGAGUGUUUGCUUGAGGACGCUAAAGUCCAGGUUUCGAAGAAGAGGCCAGCGCCUCCUAGUUCUUCACCUAGGGCAAAGUAG
Molecule: messenger RNA, 600 nt
Organism: Malania oleifera
Lineage: Eukaryota; Viridiplantae; Streptophyta; Magnoliopsida; Santalales; Ximeniaceae
Exons: 1
Coding region: 1-600 (199 amino acids)
Source: RefSeq, a predicted model, not a curated record